AAUACGCAUAUUUUUUUAAGAUCACUUGUUUUGGAUUGAUCCGAAGGAGAAAUAUAUGUACGAACUCCUAGUACAAACAGUUGGUAGUGAAAUAGAUAUACGAACGAGACAACGACUAUUUAUAAUACAUGAUAUGAUCAUCAAUUCAGCAGAUUCUAGAAAUCGUAUACACAUAUCAAGUGGAAGUUUGGCAGAAGGUCUUGAUUUACCUGGCAGUGACAUGGAUGUCAUGUACGUAAUGAAUGACAUAGAAGUUAUAGAUAAUAUAAAGAACAUAGAAAAACCAAUACAUCAUACUGCAUUAUAUAUGGAAACAGAUGUUAAUCAUCCUGGGUUCGCUAGACUCAGAAUGGUAUCAGGACCUAAUGGGUUAUGCCCCCGUGAAUUAUGUAGCCGUUGUCCACCAGGUACAUGUACCAAUACACAAUUUUAUUUUCCAAUACACAAUGUUCUUGAUUUAGCUAGGAAAAAUUAUUCCUAUAUGAAGCCAUAUGUACACGGCCCAUGUAUAACAGACCAUAACCAAACGAUUGAUAUUGCAUACUGCAUACGGAGUAAAUAUCUUCCCAACAACGCAAUUGCAUGGGCGUCUCGUCACCGAUGGCAAUGGCCUUCUGACUUUGUUAUUGACAGGAUCAUAAAAUACGGAUGCCUGUUAGUACCUAUAGGACCUAAGACGUUAUCUAAUAAUAAACUCUUUUGGAGAAUAUCUUUUUCUGUGGCAGAAAAAAUACUUGUACAUUCGUUUAAUUUUACUCAAUACUUAUGUUACGGUCUACUCAAGUUGACAUUAAAGUGUAUAGUUAACACAAAUAAUGAUGUCAAAGACUUGUUGUGUUCCUACUUCCUGAAGACGGUUUUAUUCUGGGUCUCAGAGGAGUCAGAUAUUGACACAUUUCAAUUAUCUAAAUUGUAUUAUUGUUUUUCUCUCUGUCUUGAUAAAUUAAUGUCAUGGGUAAACUCAUGUUACUGUCCGAACUAUUUUAUACCUGAACACAAUAUGUUCCUAGGAAAGAUCAAUCAGAUUAACAAUCAGAUUCUUUUAGUUGUACUUGAGAGUAUAAAGUUAGGAGGGAUUGACGGGUUGAUAACUAGUUUAUUUCCACCUAACAAUAAAAAUCCCCGUUUUUCAAGUACAAAUAGCGAAUGUCCUUCCAUUAUGUUAGACAUCCUAUUUUACAGGACUACAUGUACAUCGGUUUUAGUUUCCAGUUCGAAAAAAAUGAUUAAAAGAUCUAAAUCUUUGCUUAAGUCCGAAUCGUCUUCAUUUAUUAUUGGGAUAUGUACACAUCAUUUUGCCGAAAUCAGCCAAUUUGUAGUACAACUACUACCAUCACCAAACAUAAUAGGUAACACGUACAACAUACGCAAAUGCUAUCAUAGACAUUUACAAAACGGCACCAAGACUGAUGCUGUAUCAGGUUGGUUGUUAUACGCAUCGUUUUAUUAUGUAACAGGACAGUUUAGUGCUUCACUACGACUAACGGAUUAUGUUCUAUCACGAUGUUCAGCUGAUAUGAUGCAUACGAAACAUUACAACUGUAAAAUUCACAGAAAUUGUUAUCGACAAAAUAUACAUUCUACAAUGACAUUGAAUGACAGGAUGAAAAUAGCUACUGUAAAUAAUGUCAAUUACAUUAUGAACUCAUCAUUAAUUCCAGAAGAACUACAGCUGGAGGUUGAAACAAAAGACGUUUUACCCAUUCCGCCUGUUGUAUUAUCCCACUGCCUUAAUUUCCUAUGCUAUCAUCAUCUUUAUGAUAUUCUCAACAGACAAAGGUCUUUACGUGAUUUAUAUCAAACAGUGGAACGUAGAUGUUUACUUCCCUCAAUGUGUAUUUCUGAUUCAUUAACAAUACUUGGAGUAUGCUAUGAGAUAUCCGGUGCUAAAGACACAGCCUAUCAGUGCUAUGAGGAAGCACUGCAAACGGGUUGUCAUUUUUCCAGAACAGCAGAAAUAAGAAAAACAAAACUGGUUGGCAAUGCAUGUGAAAUUUGAUUGUGUUGAUGUUGUAUUUCACCUACUAAUUGGUCACUAGUAUCAAGAUUUUAGUCUGAAACGAUCAUUUUAAUCUGAUAAAGUCCUAAUCGACUGAUUAAACCACGAGAGAAAAACGCUAAGACUUUUGCUGACUUAAAGACGCUGUUCCGAUCUAUUGUGAUAUUUCCGUUCGUUCAGUCAUGUCAAGUUUAACAAGAUGGAAUGCUCGAACGUUCAAUUGAGAUAUAGUAACUGUAUGAUAACAUUUUUUGACGAAUUCAGGCCAAACAUAAAACAAUAAUGUUCAAAUUGGUCAGACCGUUCAGUGUGUCAGUAUGACACAAGGAGUUACUCCCCGUCUGGUUGAUGAUACAUUUUAAAUACAAAAAAUAUAUAAUUUAUA
Molecule: messenger RNA, 2384 nt
Organism: Mytilus californianus (California mussel)
Lineage: Eukaryota; Metazoa; Mollusca; Bivalvia; Mytilida; Mytilidae
Exons: 1
Coding region: 56-1999 (647 amino acids)
Source: RefSeq, a predicted model, not a curated record